This is a messenger RNA of Juglans regia (Persian walnut), 1631 nucleotides long. RefSeq names its product putative glucose-6-phosphate 1-epimerase. Bases 415 to 1335 code for a protein of 306 amino acids. The transcript has 9 exons. The record is from RefSeq and is a predicted model, not a curated record. Gene Ontology annotation, biological process: carbohydrate metabolic process. NCBI's taxonomy places the organism in Eukaryota, Viridiplantae, Streptophyta, Magnoliopsida, Fagales, Juglandaceae. Gene Ontology annotation, molecular function: carbohydrate binding; isomerase activity.
AUAGAAUAGUUGCGUUCUCUUUCCUCUGGAUAUCCUCUUCAAACAAGUCUUUUGCCCUUCCUUAAAUUAUAUACAAUCUAUGUGUUAAAUUUUGGACUUGUCACAAACUUGGAGUUGUUGAAUGGUUAUUCUUCUCCUUCAAACUCGAAGCCGAUAACAUUUCUUAAUCUGCAUACAAAAUACUAUUACGCUUGCUUGUUUCUUUCUCCUCCAUACUUAUCUUCUUAUUUGUUCAUUUCUGGUUCACUACGUUGUUUUAUCUCUCUCUGUGUGUCUCCUUUUCUCCUUGAUUUGUUCUCAAAUUUGGUAGUCCUUUUAUUUUUUUCCUGACUCGAGCACUCGGAGCUGGAGUGGAGGAAAGGAAAAGCUAACCCAUUUGUGAGUAGUAUACGGCGAGUGUUGAAGCCGAGGCCGAUGUCACCGAAUAUAGUUUAUGAUGCCAAUGGGUUGCCCCGGAUUAGACUGACUGAGCCAAAUGGGUCAUCGGCAGAGGUGCUUUUGUAUGGAGGGCAGGUCGUAUCUUGGAAGAAUGAACGAAGAGAAGAACUGCUUUUUAUGGGAAGCAAGGCUAUAUGGAAACCACCUAAAGCCAUAAGGGGAGGUAUACCGGUCUGCUUUCCACAGUUUGGAAAUCUUGGUUCGCUUGAGCAGCAUGGAUUUGCAAGGAACAAAAUGUGGUCUCUGGAUAGUGACCCUUCACCUUUGCCUCCAGCUAAGAAUCAGUCAUCAGUGGAUCUGAUAUUGAAAUCCACAGAAGAGGACCUAAAGACCUGGCCGCGUAGCUUCGAGUUGCGGCUUCGUAUUUCUCUCAGUGCAGGAAAGCUAAUUUUGAUACCUCGGGUGAGAAAUACAGAUAACAAGCCCCUCAGUUUUAUGUUUGCUCUGCGCAACUACUUAUCUGUAUCAGAUAUCAGUGAAGUUCGUGUUGAGGGCUUGGAGACGCUGGACUACUUCGAUAAUCUGAUGCGCAGAGAAAGGUUCACAGAGCAGGCAGAUGCUAUUACCUUUGAUGGAGAGAUCGAUAGAGUUUAUCUGACUAGCCCAGCAAAGAUUGCUAUCAUAGACCAUGAGAAGAAAAGAACCGUUGUACUGCGGAAGGACGGCAUGCCAGAUUCAGGUGUAUGGAAUCCUUGGGACAAAAAGGCCAAGGCUCUCCCAGAUUUGAGAGAUGAGGAUUACAAAACCAUGUUGUGUGUGGAUUCUGCGGCUAUCGAAAAUUCAAUUGUCUUGAAACCCUUUGAAGAAUGGACAGGCUAUCAAGAACUAUCUACUGUGUCAUCAAGUUAUUGCAGUGGGCAGUUAGACCCUCGGAAGGUUGUUCAAGGCAUUCAUUGACCCCAUAUAGUAGUAAAUGGAGUUUUUUAUAUGAUCAGAUGUCUUAGUUUCUGUUCAAUAAAAGUGGACUUACUUGUCCAAUAUAAUCUUGAUUGUGGUAAUUAGGAUUCCCAGACUGUGUAGAAUAUAGAAAUAUCAUGCCAGGAUCGAAAUCAAAGUUGAGCAACAAGAACAUUCUGUAUGUUGCCACUUAGUAAUGGGGAGAAAUGCCUCUUGGCAUGGAAGUGUACAGAAGUGAGAUUUAUGAUGUUGCAGCUAAUGGUAUCUAUUGAGUUUUUAAUUGGUUGGAUCCAAAA